CACUGAUGAAGAUAUUUUCUCUGGAGUCUCCUUCUUUCUAACCCGGCUCUCCCGAUGUGAACCGAGCCGUCGUCCGCCCGCCGCCGCCGCCGCCGCCGCCGCCCGCCCCGCAGUCCACCAUGUCUCGCCGCAAGCAAGGCAAACCCCAGCACUUAAGCAAACGGGAAUUCUCGCCCGAACCUCUUGAAGCCAUUCUUACAGAUGAUGAACCAGACCACGGCCCUUUGGGAGCUCCAGAAGGGGACCAUGACCUCCUCACGUGUGGGCAGUGCCAGAUGAACUUCCCAUUGGGGGACAUUCUUAUUUUUAUCGAGCACAAACGGAAACAAUGCAAUGGCAGCCUCUGCUUAGAAAAAGCUGUGGAUAAGCCACCUUCCCCUUCACCAAUCGAGAUGAAAAAAGCAUCCAAUCCCGUGGAGGUUGGCAUCCAGGUCACGCCAGAGGAUGACGAUUGUUUAUCAACGUCAUCUAGAGGAAUUUGCCCCAAACAGGAACACAUAGCAGAUAAACUUCUGCACUGGAGGGGCCUCUCCUCCCCUCGUUCUACACACGGAGCUCUAAUCCCCACGCCCGGGAUGAGUGCAGAAUAUGCCCCGCAGGGUAUUUGUAAAGAUGAGCCCAGCAGCUACACAUGUACAACUUGCAAACAGCCAUUCACCAGUGCAUGGUUUCUCUUGCAACACGCACAGAACACUCAUGGAUUAAGAAUCUACUUAGAAAGCGAACACGGAAGUCCCCUGACCCCGCGGGUUGGUAUCCCUUCAGGACUAGGUGCAGAAUGUCCUUCCCAGCCACCUCUCCAUGGGAUUCAUAUUGCAGACAAUAACCCCUUUAACCUGCUAAGAAUACCAGGAUCAGUAUCCAGAGAGGCUUCCGGCCUGGCAGAAGGGCGCUUUCCACCCACUCCCCCCCUGUUUAGUCCACCACCGAGACAUCACUUGGACCCCCACCGCAUAGAGCGCCUGGGGGCGGAAGAGAUGGCCCUGGCCACCCAUCACCCGAGUGCCUUUGACAGGGUGCUGCGGUUGAAUCCAAUGGCUAUGGAGCCUCCCGCCAUGGAUUUCUCUAGGAGACUUAGAGAGCUGGCAGGGAACACGUCUAGCCCACCGCUGUCCCCAGGCCGGCCCAGCCCUAUGCAAAGGUUACUGCAACCAUUCCAGCCAGGUAGCAAGCCGCCCUUCCUGGCGACGCCCCCACUCCCUCCUCUGCAAUCCGCCCCUCCUCCCUCCCAGCCCCCGGUCAAGUCCAAGUCAUGUGAGUUCUGCGGCAAGACGUUCAAAUUUCAGAGCAACCUGGUGGUGCAUCGGCGCAGCCACACGGGCGAGAAGCCCUACAAGUGCAACCUGUGCGACCACGCAUGCACACAGGCCAGCAAGCUGAAGCGCCACAUGAAGACGCACAUGCACAAGUCGUCCCCCAUGACGGUCAAGUCCGACGACGGCCUCUCCACCGCCAGCUCCCCGGAACCCGGCACCAGCGACCUGGUGGGCAGCGCCAGCAGCGCGCUCAAGUCCGUGGUGGCCAAGUUCAAGAGCGAGAACGACCCCAACUUGAUCCCGGAGAAUGGGGACGAGGAGGAAGAGGAGGACGACGAGGAAGAGGAAGAAGAGGAGGAAGAGGAGGAGGAGGAGCUGACGGAGAGCGAGAGGGUGGACUACGGCUUCGGGCUGAGCCUGGAGGCGGCGCGCCACCACGAGAACAGCUCGCGGGGCGCGGUGGUGGGCGUGGGCGACGAGGGCCGUGCCCUGCCCGACGUCAUGCAGGGCAUGGUGCUCAGCUCCAUGCAGCACUUCAGCGAGGCCUUCCACCAGGUCCUGGGCGAGAAGCAUAAGCGCGGCCACCUGGCCGAGGCCGAGGGCCACAGGGACACAUGCGACGAAGACUCGGUGGCCGGCGAGUCGGACCGCAUAGACGAUGGCACUGUUAACGGCCGCGGCUGCUCCCCGGGAGAGUCGGCCUCGGGGGGCCUGUCCAAAAAGCUGCUGCUGGGCAGCCCCAGCUCGCUGAGCCCCUUCUCCAAGCGCAUCAAGCUCGAGAAGGAGUUCGACCUGCCCCCGGCCGCGAUGCCCAACACGGAGAAUGUGUACUCGCAGUGGCUCGCCGGCUACGCGGCCUCCAGGCAGCUCAAAGAUCCCUUCCUUAGCUUCGGAGACUCCAGACAAUCGCCUUUCGCCUCCUCGUCGGAGCACUCCUCGGAGAACGGAAGCUUGCGCUUCUCCACGCCGCCCGGGGAGCUGGACGGAGGGAUCUCGGGGCGCAGCGGCACGGGAAGUGGAGGGAGCACGCCCCAUAUUAGUGGUCCGGGCCCGGGCAGGCCCAGCUCAAAAGAGGGCAGACGCAGCGACACUUGUGAGUACUGUGGGAAAGUCUUCAAGAACUGUAGCAAUCUCACUGUCCACAGGAGAAGCCACACGGGCGAAAGGCCUUAUAAAUGCGAGCUGUGCAACUAUGCCUGUGCCCAGAGUAGCAAGCUCACCAGGCACAUGAAAACGCAUGGCCAGGUGGGGAAGGACGUUUACAAAUGUGAAAUUUGUAAGAUGCCUUUUAGCGUGUACAGUACCCUGGAGAAACACAUGAAAAAAUGGCACAGUGAUCGAGUGUUGAAUAAUGAUAUAAAAACUGAAUAGAGGUAUAUUAAUACCCCUCCCUCACUCCCACCUGCCACAUCCUUUUUUCAUCACCCUCCCCUUUCCCCAUCGCCCUCCAGCCCCACACCCUGUAGGAUUUUUUUCUAGUCCCAUGUGAUUUAAACAUACAAACAAACAAACAGAAGUAACGGAAGCUAAG
This is a messenger RNA of Eubalaena glacialis (North Atlantic right whale), 2787 nucleotides long. RefSeq names its product BCL11 transcription factor A (gene BCL11A). The transcript is spliced from 4 exons. Gene Ontology annotation, cellular component: nucleus. The record is from RefSeq and is a predicted model, not a curated record. Lineage: Eukaryota; Metazoa; Chordata; Mammalia; Artiodactyla; Balaenidae. Gene Ontology annotation, biological process: negative regulation of dendrite development; regulation of transcription by RNA polymerase II. Bases 120 to 2627 code for a protein of 835 amino acids. Gene Ontology annotation, molecular function: DNA-binding transcription factor activity; RNA polymerase II cis-regulatory region sequence-specific DNA binding.